UAGGUCAGAGGGAGUUUACAGUGAUAGGGCGGAACUAACGUUUCAGGAACUGAGACUAGAGGAAAAUUAAGCUUCAAUUUAAUUACUGCAGAGUUUAGUCGUGUUGGUCGACCACUCCAAUCUCCCAACGACAUCAAGGGUGCGGUCGCAGUUUGUUUGGGGGUGUUUACAGGGUGUUCCCUGAACUUCCUUCAUAUUUUCCCUGCUGUAUUUGUCACGGAGGGAGGCGGUAGAACCGAACGCACGGCAGCCAUCUUUGGAACCUGCCUGGCUUCGAGAUCUUGGGCCCCUGUUAGUUCAAGGGUGGAGACUUUAGACAGCAAUAUUGUUCAAAAAUAGAGCAAGGAAUUUGUUGACAACUUCGAAAACCCUCAGCGAUCGGUCCAAGAGCGGUAUUACACGGGACAAAAUACAGAUCCGGCACUCCUGUUCCAAAUCGGCUGAACCACACGACACACUACGCGUAAACCUGGCCUGUCGGAAGGGUACUGACACGCAUGAGGCGGCUGUCCUGCAGAUGAGCCAUCGGCGGGGGCUGUUGCCUCGCUGUCGCAGAUCCAGAUAGUCCCUGGCAGCGGCGACACUGCCCCCUCCCCCCCUCCCGGUCCUCAGCAUGCCCAACAGCAGCCGGGCUGGGAGCCUGAAGGACCCCGAGGUCUCCGACCUGUUCUUCAAGGAGGACCCUGAGAAGCUCUUCUCAGACCUGCGGGAGAUCGGCCAUGGAAGCUUCGGAGCCGUCUACUUUGCACAUGAUGUUCGGACAACUGAGGUGGUGGCCAUUAAGAAGAUGUCUUAUAGUGGAAAGCAGUCCAAUGAGAAAUGGCAGGACAUAAUCAAGGAGGUGAAGUUUCUCCAGAGAAUACAGCACCCCAACAGCAUAGAGUACAAAGGAUGCUACCUGAGAGAGCACACAGCCUGGCUGGUCAUGGAGUACUGUCUGGGCUCUACCUCCGACGUACUGGAAGUUCACAAGAAACCUCUCCAAGAAAUGGAAAUCGCAGCGAUUACCCAUGGUGCUCUGGAGGGCUUAGCUUAUCUCCAUUCCCACAACAUGAUUCACCGAGAUAUUAAGGCUGGGAACAUCUUGCUGACAGAGCCUGGCCAGGUGAAGCUUGCAGAUUUUGGUUCUGCCUCCAUUGCCUCUCCAGCCAACUCCUUUGUAGGGACUCCAUAUUGGAUGGCCCCAGAGGUGAUCUUGGCCAUGGACGAGGGUCAGUACGAUGGGAAAGUGGACAUAUGGUCUCUGGGAAUAACCUGCAUCGAAUUAGCGGAGAGGAAACCACCCCUCUUUAACAUGAAUGCGAUGAGUGCCUUGUACCACAUAGCACAGAAUGAGAGCCCGACCCUGGAGUCAAGUGAAUGGACGGAUUACUUCCGAAAUUUUGUUGACUCUUGCCUUCAGAAAUUCCCCCAAGACAGACCCAACUCUGAGGAGCUGUUAAAGCAUGCAUUUGUACAGCGCGAGCGUCCCGAUUCUGUCCUGAUGGACCUCAUCUUGCGGACCAAGGAUGCCGUGCGGGAGCUGGACAACCUGCAGUACCGCAAGAUGAAGAAGAUCCUGUUCCAUGAGGCCCACAACGGCCCUGCAGCCGAGGCCCAAGACGAGGAUGAGGAGCCAGAGAACAGCAUGGGCCGAACGGGCACGGUGAACAGCGUGGGCAGGACAGGCACGGUGAACAGCGUGGGCAGUAACCAGUCCAUCCCCAGCAUGUCCAUCAGCGCCAGCUCCCAGAGCAGCUCCGUCAACAGCCUGACGGAGGCAGGCGACGACAAGAGCGAGCUGGACAUGAUGGAGGGAGACCACACGGUCAUGUCCAACAGCUCCGUCAUCCACCUCAAACCGGAGGAAGAGACCUCAGAGGAGUCUCAGGCUCACAGCCGGCCGACAGAGCCCAUGUCUCCACCUGUCCACACUCCACGGCCUAAACACCAGCGCAACCGCGAGCACUUUGCCACCAUACGCACAGCCUCCCUGGUCACCCGUCAGAUGAAGGAGCACGAGCAGGACUCUGAGCUGCGGGAGCAGAUGUCUGGGUAUAAGCGCAUGCGGCGGCAGCACCAGAAGCAGCUGAUGGCCCAGGAGAACAAGCUGAAGGCAGAGAUGGACGAGCACCGGCUGAGGCUGGACAAGGAGCUGGAGAACCAAAGGAACAGCUUCGCCCAGGAGAUGGAGAAGCUCAUUAAGAAACACCAGGGAGCCAUGGAGAAAGAUGCAAAGACGUUCUCCAAUGAUGAGAAAAAGUUCCAGCAGCACAUCCAGAGCCAGCAGAAGAAGGAACUGAGCAGCUUCCUGGAGUCUCAGAAACGAGAAUACAAACUCCGCAAGGAGCAGCUCAAAGAGGAGUUAAACGAGAACCAGUCGACCCCCAAGAAGGAGAAGCAGGAGUGGCUGUCCAAGCAGAAGGAGAACUUCCAGCACUUCCAGGCGGAAGAGGAGGCUAACCUGCUGCGCAGACAGAGGCAGUACCUGGAGCUGGAGUGUCGCAGAUUCAAGAGGAGGAUUCUUGUCGCUCGCCACAACGUGGAGCAGGACCUGGUGCGCGAGGAGCUGAACAAGCGUCAGACCCAGAAGGACCUGGAGCACGCCAUGCUGCUGCGCCACCACGAGUCCAUGCAGGAGCUGGAGUUCCGCCAGGUCAACACCAUCCAGAAGAUGCGGGCGGACCUGAUCCGCACGCAGCACCUGACGGAGCUCACCAACCAGCAGGAGUACAACAAGAGGAGGGAGCGCGAGCUGCGGCGCAAGCACGUCAUGGAGGUCCGCCAGCAGCCCAAGAGCCUCAAGUCCAAAGAGCUCCAGAUCAAGAAGCAGUUCCAGGACACGUGUAAGAUCCAGACCAGGCAGUACAAGGCCCUGAGGAACCACCUGCUGGAGAGCACGCCAAAGUCGGACCACAAGGCCGUCCUGAAGCGCCUGAAAGACGAGCAGACCCGCAAACUGGCCAUCCUGGCUGAGCAGUACGACCACACCAUCAACGAGAUGCUGUCCACUCAGGCGUUGAGGCUGGACGAGGCUCAGGAGGCCCAGUGCCAGGUGCUGCGCAUGCAGCUGCAGCAGGAGCUGGAGCUGCUCAACGCCUACCAGAGCAAGAUCAAGAUGCAGACGGACGCCCAGCACGAGCGCGAGAGGAAGGACCUGGAGCAGAGGGUGUCGCUCCGCCGGGCCCUGCUGGAGCAGAAGAUCGAGGAGGAAAUGCUGUCCCUGCAGAACGAGCGCCAGGAGAGGAUCCGCAGCCUGCUGGAGCGUCAGGCCCGGGAGAUCGAGGCCUUCGACUCGGAGAGCAUGCGCCUAGGAUUCAGCAACAUGGUGCUGUCCAACCUCUCCCCUGAAGCCUUCAGCCAUAGCUUCCCCGGGGCCCCCGGCAACUGGUCCCAUCCCCCGACGCCCCACCAAUCAGGGGGCUCCCAGGGUCAUCACUGGGGAAGUGGGGGUGCAGGGGGAAGCCACCAAGGCAGCCAUCACCACUACCACUCCAGUCAGGGGGGGUCCCCCAUGCAACAGUCGUGGGGCCAAGGCAUGCAGGCAGGUGGGGCCCCCCAGCCAUGGGGCCACCCCUCAGCCGGUCCCCUGAGCUCCAGGGCUGGCGGAGGUCUGCAGAACAGCCCUCAGGGUCUGGGGAGGACAGGCUCCGGGGGGCGCGGCGAGCAGGCCAUGAGCAGGAGCACCAGUGUCACCUCUCAGAUCUCCAACGGGUCCCACCUGUCUUACACAUAGGCUAGCCCCACAAGCCCUGGAGGACCACUGGAGGCGGAGGACCAUGGACUCCACGGGAAGAGCAGUGAGGGACCAGGCCCCGGGCACAGUUUUGACUAUCCACCCCUCUCCCAACCCUUCACCUCCCCUCUUAACUGUCCCAUUUUGCAGGUGUGUGGGUGUGUAUGGGAAUAAAUAUUGCUCAGGUCAAAAGGGCUGAAAGAGGCAUGGUUCCUCUAUACAGCAAAUAUUGGCACACAUCCAGAUCAGUCCAUUUGUCUAUGUUAAACCCUUCAAGUGUCAACACUUCAUAUUCCCAUUUUAAUUUACAGCUCACACUCACUGAUAUUUGUUUUCCUCUCGUGCAUGUACAUAAUAUGAUGCGCUCUUCACAGCCACUGCUUUCUGUUUGCACAAAGACUGCUGUUAGAAAAAAGCCUUUCGGCACGGCACCACGUUUACUUGGAGAAAAAAAGAAAAAAAAAUUGGUGUGAAGCAGUCACAGCAAGAUGAGGUUGUUCAGGAAAUCCCAAAACAUACAAAAUCCCAGUGAACUUCAAAUGCUCUGCUUUGUUGGCAAAAUACUGUCCUCCUGUGCCAGUCUGCUGUUAGUCGUUUUAGUUCGAUCCAUUCCCAAAUUAGAAGAAUGUACCUGCUCUCUGCACCGACUCUGUAAACAUUCAGAUUUGAUGCCACUUGCACAGUAGAUUGACUACCCAAGUUGCUAGGAGCCAGGUCUGUUACAGGAGUUCCACGUCGUCUGUGAGGUUGGGAAACAUAAGCUAGUAAGAUCGCAUGUUUGACUUUAUAUUUAUUUGAAUAUAGCCAACCCUACUUAGUGCCAGUCAGUUGUUACAGAGUGUGGAUAAUGUUUAUUUACUUUUAGGAAAGAAAUUCUGUAGUUUUUUUUUUUUUUUUUUUAAGCAGUUUUAUUUGUUACAUUUUGUGUGUAGAACUUUCACCUUUUUGAGAAGAUCAAAAGAGUGUUCUUCCACAGCAUUAUGUAUCUUUCCUAGUUGUGAUGGUGUGUUAAUGAAUACAUUGCAAUAGCAGUAUGGAUAUAUUUUUUUAAUUGUCCAUGGGUGAAAGACGUCCACACAUCUUCACCACAUCAGCCAAAAUCGCCAGAACAGUCCAGUCGAUGUUACUAUUAAUAAUAUGGUGCCUUUUUAACUGCUGGCACUGAUGUGUCAGUUUCACUUGAGAACAUGCACAAAAUCUCCUGUUUUAGCCCCUUGAUUUGCAUUGAUGGUAAUUGUCUUGAUUUCCAAUAGUUGCCAAUACAGCUUAGCACACUGGUGUUGAUAGAAGAGAAAGAGAGAGAGAUCUUAACAUCCCAUGAUCUCUUUCUAUCCUGAAGUUCUGUUUGUAGAGUGUUCAUGUUGUGUGAGAGUAGAAAUGUCAUACUAAAACUGAUGAUUGUAUAUCCUUAUCGGUUAUCGUAUUGACAGAUAAGCAACACGGGAUAGUUUGAUUGAUACAGGAUUUUUCUAAGUGGUUGUUCUUGAGGGCUGGUUUUGGGAGCCCCUGCGGUGAGUGGAAGAACAUGAAUGUGUGAGCUGUUUCCACCUUGUGGAAGGUUCCGUAUUAUUCUGGGUUUUAUGGUUUUGUGAUACAACAUUUUAAUGCCUUUUAUGUGGGACCAUGAUAUCGGUCUGUUUUUUUUUUUUUUUUUUCAGUGCCUUUUUUUUUUUUAACUGCUGCCUUGUCAAUGCACUUUAUACAGCAAAAAAUGCAUACAGUAAAAUGGAUGUUAUUUUCUAAUGUUGGGCACGGCCCCCCGAGGUGUGUUGGCACUUCAGGUCCAGAUGCAGAAACAGUGAGUUAUUUAGAAGUGAAGAGGGCAUGUAUGACUGGAGGUGGUACAUGUUGGUGUGGUUGAGGGCAACUUUUGCACCACCACGUUUGAGAUUUAGUGCCAGUAAAACGGAGAUUCUGUAGAAUCUGUAGAAAACUUUGAAACUGAUCUUGAGUGAAUGUAUUAAAGUUUGACUGAGGGGACAAUUUUUUUACCUCAACAGCAGUCUUGGGCAUAAUAUGGAGGACAGGCAUUCUUGUGAACUGAAAUAUGUGAUGGAAUGAUGCAAAACUAAGCAACACUAAUGACUCAUUGACCAACUUCAUCACUAUCUGAGACCCGUGGCAAGUGAACCAAGCACAUAUACUGUAUACUAAGGACUGCUGUGUAGCAUGUAAAUACAACUCUACAAAUAUGUUGACAUUGGCAAGCAGUUUUAAAAAUGCAUUAAGGUGGCAAAGCACUUAAUAAUUUACUUUGACCCUCAGUUAUUUUCCCAGCACAGAUCCCAUAGCUUCCAAGUGUUUCAUGAUUAACUUCUUUCUAACCUACUUUCCUGUCAGCCUGCUUUCCCUAAACUAAGAUUGCUUUUAGGGAGUGACUAUCUCCAUAUGGAAGUUCGAAACACUUCACACAUAUAUACAAAAGAUCUAGAGAUGAUUAGGAAAUAUAUCCUCCUAUGAAUCAUUGAAGCAAAGCAAAAUGUUAAUAUUGUGUAUAUUUACAAUGUAAAAGAGAUUAAACCUUUUAAAAACUAAACUUGCAUUUUGGAAAUAAGGAAACAUGAUCAUCUCUAAGACUAACAUUAUUUAACUGAUGGAUUAUGCAGAUAUUAGAAAAUUUAAAGGAAUAUCGAAGACAUUGAUGUUGGGGUCUUUGAAAGUAGCUGAUGAACCUGUGCUUGGUUGUACACUGAUUCUAACUGCUCCUUUUGCCGUGCCUGCUCUUGCUUCAUCUAGCUUUCCUGUUUCUAUUAUUCAUUGUCCCCUUUGAAACCAACUAUUGCAGUCAAGUGCCCCACCCCACAGAUUGGUAUGCCUUCUGAUGUUCACAUUGUUCACAUUGUUCAAUGUGAUGCUGUCACUGUGCAACAAAUAAUAACUUCUCUUCACAAAAGUACUCGAAAGAUUUAUUUUUCAAGCAGCAUGGUUGUUUUGUUUUUUUAACUAUGUCCUCUGCUCUCCUCCAAAAUCAAUUAUGAUCUUAUGUUACAUUGGCUGUCCCAAUACCUUCCCAACAUUUUCCUUUUUAAUUUCUAUUUUAGAGGUGACAACAAAACCAUUAGGCAGCUAAUACAUUGCUGUUUAAUUCUGCAAAGUUGUCACUGAUCAGUGGUUUGGAAAGAAGAUGGAAAGGUAUGGAUUAUUUAGAGGAUGUAACUUUGCUUAACAUUAAAUGCCAAUGGUUCGAAUGUCAAGCCAGUCAAGCCUCACUUCAAACAGAAAUGGACUAAUGCCAACCUGAAGUUAUCACACCUUCGAUUCCGUGUUUUAAAUCAAUAUUGUGAGAGGGAGACUACUUUAGGUAUUUUUUAUUCAUAAUUGUUUUAAUCUCUUAUAAGGCUUCUUCAACAACCUGAAUAUUUUUUUUUUCUCCAUUAUAUUUUAAAUAUAAUUGUAACAUUGCCGUCAACUUUUGUCCUACUGACUGAACGUAUGGAAUACUGAAUGAGAAAUGGUCUUAAGAAUAUUGAGGUCCUCCCUCUGGUCAAACACUGUGCCAUGACAGAGCUGCCCAGCCCAGCCAUCACUGCUUUGUAUCAUCAUCCUAGUCACCUGUUAUUUGGGCUGAUGGCAUAAAAUGAUCAAAAUGUAAGCAUGCAAGCCAACUGCUGUGGUCAUGUAGGCAAUGUGGAAGCUGGAAAAGAAUGGUGAAAGGCAACAUUUUGAAGCAAAACAAAGAGGGGGUGUUUCUAUGAGGAUGUCAGUAUUCUUCCUUGGCUCAGCGUUACCACUACAACUCAUAUAACCUGUAUUAAAAUGUAUAGAUUGUGAAACCUCUUAUUGAAUGUCUGAAAGAUUAUGAAGAUUAUACAUACAAGUUGGAAAAAAAUACAAAGUGGAUUUAAAUUGUGUAAAAAAGAUUCAUAAACAGAAGAAUAAAAACUAGGAUCAAAUGUACUAUUUUGUUUGUAUUAUAAUUACCAUUAUGUUGGCGGAGGGAUAUUGAACAGAAAUCAACUGUAAUAAAGUAAUUUUAGUAUA
This is a messenger RNA of Hypomesus transpacificus, 7696 nucleotides long. It is a transcript of the gene taok1a, whose product is annotated as TAO kinase 1a. The transcript has 20 exons. The coding region runs from base 614 to 3715 and encodes 1033 amino acids. Gene Ontology annotation, biological process: protein phosphorylation; execution phase of apoptosis. NCBI's taxonomy places the organism in Eukaryota, Metazoa, Chordata, Actinopteri, Osmeriformes, Osmeridae. The record is from RefSeq and is a predicted model, not a curated record. Gene Ontology annotation, molecular function: ATP binding; protein kinase activity.